UAUGGGAACACCAUCAUAAAGCUCCACACUCUCACCGGUACUUUCUUCUGUUAACUUAGUUAGCCACUGCUGGAACUCUACGCUUCUUCUAUGGCAGAGAACAAGCCGUAUCGCUAUGGGCUCAUUGUUCUUGGGAUGGCGUUUGUGGCAUUGGGUAUGUUCAUGAUCUCCGUAGAGGAACCACAGGUGUUCGCCACGUUCUGUGCUAUGGGAGUGAUAAUGGUGGGCAUGGGGACGGUCUGGUCGGUGUGUCAGUGUUACCCCAGGGUGACUGUUAUACUGGCAGAGAAGGAAGAGCUCUGUGGGGCUGAAAAACUGGACUUGAGUGCUGAAAGCUCGGAUGAAAAAAGUCCACAGAAGCCAAUAAGAGCUCCCUUGGCUGGCUUCUGUGAUGAUGAAAAAGUAGAAAUAUCGGCAGAUGCAAAACUCCACACUGAGAACAAACACAGUGAGCGUGUCAUCGUCCUCCACACAUGUCGAAGUUCUCCCAGUGUGCUGGCAUGUUCUAGCACUCCAUUGACGGACAGAAGAACCACAGGAACAGACCCCAACCGAGAGAUGUACUAUGGGAAAAUGGAAGACUCAUGUUACUUUACAUCUGAGCUGGAGAGUGAAUAGUGCCUUUUGAUUAAUGUCAAAAUCAUCAUCUACAUCUGAUAUACUGUAAAUAUUUGCCAGACAACUAUGUUGUCAUACUUUAAAAAAAAUAUUCUAAAUAACUUAUAUCAAUAUGUUUAAAGAGGACAUUAUGCCCCU
Messenger RNA from Rhinichthys klamathensis goyatoka, 756 nucleotides. It is a transcript of the gene bsnd, whose product is annotated as barttin CLCNK type accessory subunit beta. Bases 91 to 618 code for a protein of 175 amino acids. NCBI's taxonomy places the organism in Eukaryota, Metazoa, Chordata, Actinopteri, Cypriniformes, Leuciscidae. The record is from RefSeq and is a predicted model, not a curated record. Gene Ontology annotation, biological process: chloride transport. Gene Ontology annotation, molecular function: chloride channel regulator activity. Gene Ontology annotation, cellular component: basolateral plasma membrane. The transcript is spliced from 3 exons.